AUGCAUAGGCCAGAUGAGAAAGUUCCAUAUAGGGAACUUAUAGGUUCACUCAUGUAUCUUUCUGUAUGUACAAGACCCGAUAUUGCACACGCAGUGAAUUUUAUGAGUCAAUUUUGCAAUUGUUUUGAGGAAGUUCACUGGACAGCAACAAAGAGGAUCCUGAGAUACCUUAAAGGUACGAAAAGUUUGGGACUGGUAUAUUACAGGGAUGAACGAGGAACAGUUCAAGGUUUCUGUGACGCUGAUCAUGCACAUGAUCUAGUCGACAGAAAGUCCUAUUCCGGAAAUGUAUUUAAGAUGGCAAAAGGAGCCAUUUCAUGGCAAAGCACUAAACAAAGAAGUGUUGCCAUAUCAACCGCUGAGGCUGAAUAUGUCAGUCUGUCAGAAGCUUCCAAGGAAGCUGUCUUUUUAAAGCGUUUCCUAGAGGAACUCUUGGGUAAGGAAGAGCCACCGCUAACAAUCCACUCAGAUAGUCAGUCUGCUAUAGCGAUAGCAAAUAAUCCAGUACACCAUCAGCAAACUAAACAUGUGGAUGUACGUUAUCACUUUGUGCGAGAGACUCUAGAGAAUGGAGUAAUAGAUUUGAAAUAUUUGGAGACAAAGUUAAUGGUUGCUGAUAUUAUGACAAAGGCAGUGCAUAGAGGCAAGCAUGAGUUCUGUCGUAGUGAGAUGGGUGUUGUGGAUUAG
This is a messenger RNA of Achroia grisella, 687 nucleotides long. RefSeq lists its product as uncharacterized. The coding region runs from base 1 to 687 and encodes 228 amino acids. Lineage: Eukaryota; Metazoa; Arthropoda; Insecta; Lepidoptera; Pyralidae. The record is from RefSeq and is a predicted model, not a curated record. The transcript has a single exon.